Molecule: messenger RNA, 1233 nt
Organism: Drosophila busckii
Lineage: Eukaryota; Metazoa; Arthropoda; Insecta; Diptera; Drosophilidae
Product: maker681
Exons: 2
Coding region: 13-1188 (391 amino acids)
Source: RefSeq, a predicted model, not a curated record
AUCGCUACAGAGAUGCCGAAGGUUGCGCUUAUAUUAGUCCUGUUCCUCACUUUUUCUCUAUGUAUUGUUGACGGCGGGGGAGUUGCAGUUGCUAUUGGAGGUGAUGUGGCCGCAGCGGCUGCUGCUGCUGGAGCUGCUGGGCUCGCGGUGGGAGUUGUGGGCACACAUGUUGUUAUUAGAUUCCUAUUAAACCUCGCUGUGAACAUACGAAGUUUCCUGGACAUGGUAAAAGGAUGCGGAACGUUUCUAUCGUUACCCUUCAGGGGAGUCCUUGGCUAUGUGCAAAAUUUAUUUAAUAUUCUCCUCAAAGUGCUCAAUGUGUGUCCUACUUCUCUUAUAAACGAUGUCGGCUCCGGCCUCGGUCUUGGAGCAUCUCUGGCAGCAGCUUUUGGUCUAGGGCCGAAAGUUAAUCCUGAGCUAAGUCUUUCUGGCGGUAUUGGAGGGCACCUCCAAAUCGGUCGACCUUCACUUCUUCCUGGUGAAUGGCCUAGACCUGUUUCUAUCUCUCGACCUAGAAUUUUUCAAGUCUCGGCACGUAGAGUUCGAUCUAUCUCGCAACCUGGAGUUCAAACUGUCUCUCAAUCUGGAGUUUUAACUAUCUCUCAUCAUGGAGCUCCUCUUGGCUCGCAGCCUGGAGGCUUUCCUGGCUCGCCACUUGGAGUUCAGACUAUCUCUCAAUCUAGAGUUCAAACUGUCUCUCACCAUGGAGCUGCUCCUGGCUCGCAGCCUGGAGGCUUUCCUGUCUCGCCGCCUGGAGCUCAUAGUAUCUCUCACUCUAGUGUUCUAACAGUCUCUCAUCAUGGAGCUCCUCCUGGCUCGCAACCUGGAGGCUUUCCUGGCUCGCCACCUGGUGUUCAGACUAUCUCUCAAUCUAGAGUUCUAACUGCCUCUCAUCAUGGAGUUCUUCCUGAAGAGCUUGCUAGGUAUCGCCAAGUAUUUGGCGGCGUUGAUUUCGCUGCGGGUACUUGUCCCAGUCUUGUAGUCGAUAGAGGUGUUGGCCAACCUUCCGAGCAGUGCAUCAGAUACGCUUCUCAAUACUUCCCAUCGAUUAUUCGGGCAAUUAUCAAGGCUGCUGUCGCCAUUGUGCUCCCUCCUUGGCCUGGAGCAUCGGAAUGCGAGAAAGAAAGUCGGGCAAUGCUGUUGCCAGUAUUGACACAGGCCAAGGCAUGUGUGGAAGUUGCACUGUGAUUUUUACUAAUAGCACUGUGAUUUUAUCAAUAAAAAUAGAGAACA